AUGGACACUCUCAGCUUCCUUCAAAUAGUCGGGCUCAUCGCCCUCGUCGCCGUGGCAUACAACCUCGCAUGGCCCUUCUUCCCCUUCCUCCGCAAAUCCAAACUCGACCGCUACCUCGUCCCCGUCCACGGCAAACCAGCCUGGGCCCUUGUCACCGGCGCAAGCGACGGCAUAGGCAAAGGCCUCGCAAACGAGCUCGCUCGGCGGGGCUUCAAUGUCGUCCUCCACGGCCGCAACGACGUGAAGCUGGAAGAGGUGCGGCACAACCUCGCGCUCGCGAACCCGGACAGGGAGUUCCGCAUCAUGGUUGGCGAUGCCGGGGUUCUCGGAUCAGGGAAUCAGCCGUGGGACGUCAUGCUUGCACCGCUGGAGAAUCUGAAUCUACGCGUGCUUGUCAACAAUGUCGGCGGCGGGCCGGCGGAGCCGAUCAUGAGGAGACUGGAUGAGUCGUCCAUGGAGGAUAUUGCAGCCAACGUGCACAUAAAUGCUCUAUUUCCGACGCUGCUCAACGCCAUUCUGAUUCCGCGCUUCACUGCGUCGUCUGAGCCCGCGCUAAUUAUCAAUGUCGGGUCGCUUUCGGACAACGGACUGCCGCUGCUGUCGUUUUACAGCGGGAGCAAGGCGUUCCUCGGUGCCAUGUCGACGUCCAUGGCACGGGAGCUGUCGAUGGACGGGUUCGAUGUCGAGGUCAUGGGCGUGCGGAUCGGGGCAGUGGCGACUAAACCGGAGCUGAUGACGCCGCGGGCAUUUUGGCCUUCGGUUGAGGUCAUUGCGAAUGCUAUCUUGGACCGGGUCGGGUGCGGGAGGGCGGUGCUGAUUCCGUACUGGGGUCACGCGGUGCAGAUGGCGUUUUUGGAUCUGGUGCCUGCGGUUUUACAGGAUCCGUUGUAUAAGAGGAUUAUGGUGAAGAUGAGGUCUACGGAGAAGAAGAUGUUCAGCAAGGCGAAGUGA
Molecule: messenger RNA, 951 nt
Organism: Colletotrichum acutatum
Lineage: Eukaryota; Fungi; Ascomycota; Sordariomycetes; Glomerellales; Glomerellaceae
Product: short chain dehydrogenase
Exons: 1
Coding region: 1-951 (316 amino acids)
Cellular component (GO): endoplasmic reticulum
Molecular function (GO): oxidoreductase activity
Source: RefSeq, a predicted model, not a curated record